Messenger RNA from Gymnodraco acuticeps, 2181 nucleotides. RefSeq lists its product as uncharacterized. Lineage: Eukaryota; Metazoa; Chordata; Actinopteri; Perciformes; Bathydraconidae. The transcript is spliced from 12 exons. The coding region runs from base 1 to 1881 and encodes 626 amino acids. The record is from RefSeq and is a predicted model, not a curated record.
AUGCAGCUCCACGCCUGUCUGUUGCUUUUUAUUAUCACAACAGAUAAAACAUUGGCCUCGUUGCACCAACACUGUGGGGGAAAUGUCCGCGUGGACAAAGAGCCUGCUGGUCACAUCAACCUCACAUUACCUGGACUUAUUACUGACACCAACCAGUCUGAAAAAACCCUACCACCUUCAAACUGCACUUGGACGAUAAAUGUUCCUCUGGUCCAGGAAAAUGGGAGGAAUUCCUCGGAGGACAACACCAGCCCACAUUCAGACCUUUUGAGUUGGUCUGAGUCAGGAACCAGCUUCACAAGCACAGCUCCGAUUGGUCAAGAUGUGGUGAGCGGAACAGAAGGGGGCAGAGGUCGUCUCUACGAAGGUCUGGAGCAGAGUUAUGGGCCUCAGUCUGCGUCUAGUCCCUCCUCUCAGGACCAGGGGCUGCUGCGCCCCACCUCACCCCUGCAGGGACUCACUGUGGCUGGGAGAGGCGAUAGGGAAACGCUCCCUCUUCCUGAGGAAGAACCGAACAAUGGAGCGGAUACAUCUGGAGCCGCUCACCUCGCUGAUGGCAAAAUGUCUGCCAGAGACAGCACAACUACACAAACUCCCACAACUCAAGCUCCAUCCUGGACAGCACCAUAUGACAGCAAGGAAAACCAUGUGGUAUUCACACCUUCUGUUUUAACCUCCGUGCCCAAUUUAAGCUCCACAACCAGUCGGACACCCAAGUUCUACAUUGUGCCGGACCAACCUGCAGCCAUCAAAGUCGAGUCGAUUGAGCUGCUGCUUCAGAUCCUUGUAGAAGAUUCCAGAUCGGCUUUUACUUCUGGUUUGGAGGAAGACACAGCUGCCUGGGUGGAUCCAUACCUACGGAAAGUCCCGGGGUUCAGCAGGCUGCUGGGAGUCUGGAGUAGUGGCCAUGCAGUGCAGAGUGUGGUGGAGUUUGAAACCAGCGGAGCUCUGCAGUGGCUCGGCAUGACAGGACCCUCAUCACUGUUGGAACGAACAGGACUAUCUGAAGCUCUCAGCGAGGGGAGGACCUUCAGAUCAUCCAAGAUUACCAACAUCACACUGGGAGGUCUGCAGGGUGAUGUGUGUGACUGGUUACUACAAUGUCCAGCAGGCUACAAGUGUGUGAUUCAGCCUGGCACCUCAAACUAUAGCUGUUCUUCAGUCUGCCACUUCGACUACUGCCACCACCACGGAAUCUGUACUCACCACCCGGGACAACUUCCAGUUUGCCGCUGCCUCGUAGGAGUGGACUUUUGGUACAUGGGUCAGAGGUGUGAUCUGAGGAUGACUCGAGCACGUCUCGUGGGCGUAUGUCUUGCCAUCUUAUUCGUCAUGGUAACGAUGAUUGGUAUUCUGGCUCUCGUUGCAGUGCGGCGCUACAGAGCCAUUCUGAUCCAGGCCAAAGUGGAUCAGACUCGGAGCAGCUAUCGCAGGUUCAACCAUUUUGACGAGCUGUCAGGGCGGUUCUGGUUGCGCUCUUGGGCCGGAUCAGCUGACUCACUGGAUAAUCCCGCUUUCACACGCUCCAAUGAGCUGCUGCACCUGCGGGCGCUCGACCGCCCCUGCUGUUACCACGACGACACGCUGUCCCUGGCCUCCACCUCUGCCAGCCAUGGGACACGCAUCAAUACAAUCUACCCACACAGCUCUCAGUAUGGUUGGAGAGGAAGUGAGAUGAGCAUGGGGGAUGGGGUGUUGGACUCGGGUAAGGCCAGUGACCUCUCUGUGUGUAGCUGGCCUGUGGAGCCCAUCCAGUGGACUCCAUUCCCACUUCUGCAGCAGCUGGCCUCCCACAGGACGCCCGCAGUGAGAGUGUCAAGGCCGCGGUCCUACUGUGAGGGCAUGGAGCUGGUGGACCUGGGGAAGAGCUGGACUGCUUGACAGCAUAAUGAAGAAACAACUCAAAUGUUGACACUUGACACUGGUAUUUUGCAGCUCAUUCUUGCAUAUUAGGUCUUAAAUGUUGUAAAGGUUCUUGUUGUGUUGAGAAAAACGUUCAAAAGAAUAAGUGUAUAUGUGUAUAUAAGUGUAUAUUUCGUCAGAUUGUUACCUGCUAAAUGUUUACUACCAGUUUGAAGCGGCAAGCUGUUUCCUAUAUGCAAACUCUGAUAAGAUGUCUAAUUGUCUAUGGUGCAGAGUCUUAUACAAUGCUUUAAUAAACACAAAUCUUACUCAGGGCAA